UUGACCGACCGAAGUGGAGACUGAGGUCCUUCGCAAGCCGGGCUUGGAAGUUUCUCCCUGACUUAGGAACAGCCUUUGCCACUGGACAAAAAAUGGAAAACACUUCCAAGGAGAAAAAUCCAGGACAGAUACAACUACACAGAAAAGUGGGAGGAAUACCCCAAAAGAGUAAUUCCCAGGAAGAAGAAACUUCUAAAAACCAGAAGAGAACAGAGAAACAAAAUGUCAAAAACUCUGGAUCCAGAAGAAUAAAGUCCAUCAUAUUGCAAGGAAACUCCAAGGAACAGCCAAUUCAGCAAAAAAAGCCAGCGUCCAAGAAACAGCAUCCAUGUCCUGAUUGUGGGAAAAUCUUCAAUAGAAGCUGUGCUCUCAGUGCCCAUCAGAGAGUUCACACAGGCGAAAAACCCUACAAGUGCACUGAAUGUGAGAAGAACUUCAGCAAGAGUUCACACCUCAUUGCUCAUCAGAGAAUCCACACAGGAGAAAGACCCUACACUUGUUUGACCUGUGGGAAAAGUUUCAAUCACUCUUCCCAUGUGAUUAUCCACCAGAGAACUCAUACAGGGGAGAAACAUUACAAGUGUUUAGAAUGUGGGAAAAACUUCCGAUAUAGUUCUGAUCUCAUCAGGCACCAGAUUGAACAUGCAGGUGAAAAACCCUUCCGGUGUUCAGACUGUGGGAAAUGUUUCAAUCGGACCUCCAACCUCCUUAUCCAUGAGAGGAUACACACAAAAGAGAAACCGUACAAGUGCCUUGAAUGUGGGAGAAACUUCAGUUACAGCUCAGUUCUAAUCAAGCACCAAAGAGUGCAUACCUCUGAGAAGCCUUUUAAAUGCCCGGACUGUGGAAAAGAGUGUGGGAAAAGCUUCAGGUGGAUAUCACAUUUAAGUAGGCAUCAGAAGAUCCACACUGGAGAGAAGCCGUAUCUCUGCAUCAUUUGUGAGAAAACUUUCCGCAAUCACUCAGGACUUAUGGUCCAUCAGAGAAUCCACACAGGAGAGAAGCCGUAUAAAUGUCCUGAUUGUGACAAGAGCUUCAACCAGCGAUCCCAUCUCACUUCUCACCAUGGGACCCACACGGGCGAGAAGCCAUUUAAAUGCUUUGACUGUGGGAAGAGCUUCAGUUACAACUCUGGGCUCAUCAUACACCAACGAAUUCACACCGGGGAGAAACCGUAUAAAUGCUCCAACUGUGAGAAAAGCUUCAGCCAAAAAUCUCAUCUCCUGUCGCAUCAGAGGACCCAUAUGGGAGAGAAAUCUUUCAAGUGCCCCGACUGUGGGAAAAGCUUCAGUUACAACUCUGGUCUCAUCAUACAUCAACGGAUCCACACUGGGGAGAAACCAUAUAAAUGUUCUGAUUGUGGAAAGAGCUUCAAUCAGAGAUCACACCUUAUUUCGCAUCAAGGCAUUCACACAGGGCAGAAACCAUACACAUGUCAGGAUUGUGGGAAGAGUUUUAGCUUCAAUUCUGGGCUUGUUAUUCAUCAACGGCUUCAUACUGGAGAGAAACCAUAUAAGUGUCCCAGCUGUGGGAAGAAUUUCAAUCAGAAAUCGCACCUUAUUUCUCACCAGAGAAUCCAUAUUGGGCAGAAAACUUAAAUUCUAAAGACAAUUCUGUAUAGGUUAUUAAUAUUAGCACCAUCUUUGCUCUCUAAAUAGUAGCCUUUUAAGAACAAUGUGUGUCAUCAUCUGUAUGUCCAAAAGUAGUGGACUUAUUUUAGGAUUUUGAAAUUCUAUUUGUACUUACAUGUUCAGUAUUUCAAAAUGGGUAG
Molecule: messenger RNA, 1771 nt
Organism: Notechis scutatus (mainland tiger snake)
Lineage: Eukaryota; Metazoa; Chordata; Lepidosauria; Squamata; Elapidae
Source: RefSeq, a predicted model, not a curated record